AUGCCACUCAAAGGCACCUCACCAUUCGCAACCUUUCUCAUCGUUGGCCCAACAUGCUUCUUCCUCGGCAUCCUCUUCGCACUCUUCCCCUACGACUACCACGUCCUCUGGACAACGCCGACAGCUUACAAACACGCUUCUGACAUGACGAUCCCACCCUUGACCCAAUACUUCGCCCUUCAGGAGAACCACCUGAAGUUCCUGCACGCCAGUCCACCUCUCAUCAGCCGCAUCCUACACAUCGUGAUCGGAACGGGCCUACUAGGUUUCAUGAUGAAGCUCUACAAACCCAGCGAAGCGAAUAUGCUCUUCGACGGCGCGAGCCUGGUGUUGUAUAUGUGCGGCAUCGCAGUCUACAUUGCCAACAUCGUGAAGGGACUACGGACCGUGACGGCCGGCGCUUAUGGUGCAGAUGGCCUGCCAACGGGUGCGACAGUCAAUGACGGAGACAUUAUCGGCAGGGAGGAUAGUCUGCGGGUCUUGGCUGCGAGUAAUACCAUCUUGGCGCUCGUGCUGGCGGGUGUCUUAAUUUUGCAGGCAGGGCAGUGGUAUGCGCAGCGGAAGGAGGCGGAGGAGAUGGAGGCUAUGGACAAGAAGGAUAGUGAUGAUCGGAAGGCUGCGAGACAGGCGAAUCAUUCGCAUUCGUCUGGUGGGGGCAAUGGGAAGAAGAAGCAGUAG
Messenger RNA from Recurvomyces mirabilis, 678 nucleotides. It is a transcript of the gene CSH3, whose product is annotated as Protein csh3. The record is from RefSeq and is a predicted model, not a curated record. The transcript is spliced from 2 exons. Gene Ontology annotation, cellular component: endoplasmic reticulum membrane. Gene Ontology annotation, biological process: endoplasmic reticulum to Golgi vesicle-mediated transport. NCBI's taxonomy places the organism in Eukaryota, Fungi, Ascomycota, Dothideomycetes, Mycosphaerellales, Teratosphaeriaceae. The coding region runs from base 1 to 678 and encodes 225 amino acids.